Messenger RNA from Guillardia theta CCMP2712, 787 nucleotides. RefSeq lists its product as hypothetical. Bases 118 to 648 code for a protein of 176 amino acids. The record is from RefSeq and is a predicted model, not a curated record. Lineage: Eukaryota; Cryptophyceae; Pyrenomonadales; Geminigeraceae. The transcript is spliced from 5 exons.
CUGCAGACUCGCGACUCAAUCCCACGUGCUCUAUUCAAGAAGCGAGAAGGUGCCAUGACGGGGCUAACGACACUCCAUCAGUGAACACGUGAGCGCCGUCAGGAGGGAGCGAUCGGCAUGUCCAACUUCCUCCCUCCCAGCCCCAAGAGAGAAUAUGCUAGACAUGCUGUGGAUGAAAUUCAGCGCCGCUCGCUGGAGUCCUUCAGGAUGCCAUCCUCUUUCUUCGAUACCAGACAAACUUUCGAUCAGCCCAAAGCCUCCAUGGCUGACGCGGGGAAGCCGGUCGUCAAGAAGAGCGCUCUUAGAGAGUCGCUGGAUCAGAUCGACGAUCGAAUGAAGAGGGUGGAAACUGAAUUCUUCAGCAGCCGGGUGGCAUCUGAGCUGCUAGAAGUCGAUCGAAGCUUCGUGCACGAGAGGAUCAGACACCAGGUGGAGCAAGUGUGCGAACACGGAAAGCUGAAGCUUGACGCGACAAGCAAAAGGCUGGUGAGCUCAACUUCAGGAAGAGGAGGAGGACUGCUGAUCUUCAUGGAUUUCCAACAGAAUCCUUGCAUCGAAACGCUCCAAAGCCAAAAUCAUUCGAUCGCUCAGGCACUUAAAGAAUUGAGCGAUGUUGGAAAGAUCCUCAACCAAGACAGUGACGUUUGAGAGCUUCGAGAUGCGGGUGGGAAACAAGCCAAGGUAGAAGCAGAACAAUAACGAGCUAGAAGCUGAUAAGUAUUCCAAGUUUCUGAGUCGAUUGUUUCUAUUGAUUGUUUCCUAUUCAUAUCAAAGUUGAGUUGGAGGU